GUGGAUGCAAGCCGGCAGCGCCCCGCCGCGGCGAACCACUUUGAGGCAUGCGGAGGGGGGAGGGGGGGGCAACAAGAAAGGAGGGGUCGGGGCGUGGGAAGCGGCUCACUUGACGACGGCCCGUCCGGACUCGACUCGACUCGAGCGAGCAUCGUCGCCCCAUCUUGUCCCAGCAGACAAGCCCCGACGUGAGCACCGAAGUCCACAAAUAGGCAAAGAAAAGAAAAGCGGCCAAGUCAGCGCGGCGCUUUGGAGAAAUUCCGCCAAACGUCGUCGACGUGCCGCUGAGGAUUUCCGUUGUUUGCAACGCGACCCCACUGCGACAUUCUCCGAGACCAGACCAGACCAGAAGAGAGGAGAGCUCGGCUCGGCUCGAAACAAAAAACUGAGAUGUUUGCCGCCGCUCAACCGAGAUAGCCACUCAGCGAGCACGGCGUCGUCGGAUGGAGGAAUGACCCGCUGACAGCCUCCCCCUGCCCCCUCCCACCGAAAAGGCAUGUCCGGCGGACUUGAGUUUGCGCUGGUGGCGUGGCUCGUGGCCUUUGGCGCCGCCGCCUCGGGAGACGGGAGCGGCGCCGAUGGCGGCGGGUCCGUCCCGGCCGCGCUCGCCGCCGCCAGCCAGCUGAUCGCCCGAGAGGGAAGCUGCGUGCUGAUUGACUGCAAUGUCAGCGGCGACCCCUUCCCCAGCGUCAAGUGGUUCAACUCUCACGGCGACCUCGUCGACACGGACGCCAGUAGCGGUGGCAAGUGGUGGCUGCUGGAGAGCGGCGUCCUCAACAUCACGGGCGUGGAAUUUGCCGACCGCGGCAAGUACACCUGCGUGGCGUCCAACGCGCACGGCGCCUCCAACUGCACGGUGACGCUGCGCGUGGUCUUCACCAAGGGCGACAUGGGCGUCUACUACAUGGUGGUGUGCCUGGUGACCUUCACCAUCAUCAUGGCGCUCAACGUCACGCGCCUGUGCAUGAUGAGCAGCCACCUGAAGAAGACGGAGAAAGCCAUCAACGAGUUCUUCCGCACCGAGGGCGCCGAGAAGCUGCAGAAGGCCUUUGAGAUCGCCAAGCGCAUCCCCAUCAUCACCUCCACCAAGACGCUGGAGCUGGCCAAGGUCACGCAGUUCAAGACCAUGGAGCUGGCGCGCUACAUCGAGGAGCUGGCGCGCAGCAUCCCGCUGCCGCCGCUCAUCAUGAACUGCCGCACCUUCAUGGAGGAGAUCCUGGAGGUGGUUGGCGUGGAGGAGAUGCGGCACACCUUCCUCAGGCAGGUGCCCGAGGGCUGGCGCCCCGGCGCCGUGGCCGGCCCCGGGGACGCGCUGGCCCUCCUGCGCGAGCGCGAGCGGGGCCAGCACAUCGCCAUCCAGGUGUCGGUGCACCCGCCGCUGGAACCGCCGCCCGCCCCGCCCCUCGACGACCACGCGCGAGGGAGUCCGGCCGACGAGCCCCCCGCCAAGAGCCCGCCGCCCUGUCAGGUUUUUUAUGAGAGUCACGUGUGACGAGGAACAUGACUCACCCCCCCACCCCCCACCCCCAAAAAAAAAAAAAAAACGUCGGGCUGUUUCCGGCAACUGACCAAUCACAUGCCAGCGUUUCAUUUCAUGUCACGCUUGAAUGUAAACUCCCCAUCAGCAAAGAAAUGUCGACUUCCACCGCAAGUGUGCGCUAAAAUGACUCCUUUUAUUUGCGUUGCAAUCCGGCUAUCCUUCGUUCAUUCCGUUUUCAACGAGCAAAUUCAGAUUUUGUCCCCAAGUCUUGGCGCCAAAGUUAUUACAGUGAACAAAAAAAAAACAACAAAAAUAAAGAAAUACAAUUUUAUAUAUCUUUUUCAAUGGAUAAAGGUGAAUGUUUGGCUCAUUGGCCCUCUGCGCUCUCCUGCUUUAAAUUGACCAAUAAUUUGGAAAGGGGAAAAUAAUCAAUCAAUCAAACCCAUGCCUACGGACUGACCGCAAGUUGAGUUGUGGAAAAAAAAUUGAAAUGAGCCAAAUUUUGACAUGGAAGGCCAUUACAGUUGACCAAAACAAGAAAUACAAUUGAAAAAUGAAAUAAAAACGAAAAUACGUUUAAAAUCUGAAACGACAUCUUA
This is a messenger RNA of Hippocampus comes (tiger tail seahorse), 2079 nucleotides long. It is a transcript of the gene mfap3l, whose product is annotated as microfibril associated protein 3 like. The record is from RefSeq and is a predicted model, not a curated record. The transcript has 3 exons. Lineage: Eukaryota; Metazoa; Chordata; Actinopteri; Syngnathiformes; Syngnathidae. Bases 497 to 1492 code for a protein of 331 amino acids.